Austrofundulus limnaeus is the source of this 3089-nucleotide messenger RNA. RefSeq names its product zinc finger and BTB domain containing 2b (gene zbtb2b). Gene Ontology annotation, biological process: regulation of transcription by RNA polymerase II. NCBI's taxonomy places the organism in Eukaryota, Metazoa, Chordata, Actinopteri, Cyprinodontiformes, Rivulidae. Bases 526 to 2055 code for a protein of 509 amino acids. The transcript has 3 exons. Gene Ontology annotation, molecular function: protein binding; DNA-binding transcription factor activity, RNA polymerase II-specific. The record is from RefSeq and is a predicted model, not a curated record. Gene Ontology annotation, cellular component: nucleus.
AGGAAAAUGUAUUGGGGGGGGGGGGUUAUUUAGAUUAAAAUGUAAAAGCCAAAUACAACAAAAUAUGUUGUCUAAAAUAAGCUGAAAACAUUUAAUAACAGGAACAAAUAAUAUUAACGUUUCACGUGUCGGUAACGGAAGAGAGACACAAAGAUUAACGAGCAAACGGAAGCUUAAACAAAAUAAAACAAACAAACAAACAAACAAAAAAACAGGUUGCGGUUACACAGUGCGGGGAAUUAACGUUAACAACGCAACCGCCCCUUCCUCAACGGCUUCUUUUUUUUUUCCUUUCCAACGGCUGCUUUUUCACUCAGUCAUGUGAUCGUAACGUAAAACCCCUAACCGGAAAACACCGACGGACGACCCCUCUCCUCUCCGCCGCCGACGACGAAUGCUGCCUUUAACAAGGAACACAGUUGACGCUGCCACAGCAGAGCGGAGCGCACGGACGGACGGAGCCUCCGGUAACGAAACAAAACCCGAACGGAGACACGGAUCAACGAAACGAACUCCGGCUGAAGAAUGGAGUUGGCCAACCAUGGUCUUAUCCUGCUGCAACAGCUUAACGCUCAGAGGGAAUUUGGCUUCCUGUGUGACUGCACUGUGGCUAUCGGAGAUGUCUUCUUUAAAGCCCACAAGGCCGUUCUCGCUGCCUUCUCCAACUACUUCCGGAUGCUUUUUAUUCACCAGGACAGCGACUGUGUGCGUCUGAAAGCGGCCGACAUACAGCCCGACAUCUUCAGCUACCUCCUCAACCUGAUGUACACGGGCAAGCUGGCCCCCCAGCUGAUUGAUCCUGCACGGCUGGAGCAGGGGGUCCGCUUCCUGCACGCCUACCCGCUCCUGCAGGAGGCCAGCCAGUCUGCRUAUUCCCAACCCGAGCAGAACAUCAACCUGUCCACCUCGCUCUACGGCAUCCAGAUCUCCGACCAACAGGUGGCGCUGUCGCCCAGAGGACCGGCUUGCCGGCAGCUCUCCUCGCCCUUCGACUUGGAGCAGGUCGGCUCAGAAGGGAAGUUUCCGUCCACGCCGGCUGCAGCUAACUCUGCCGUGUCCAAACAUCCCGAUUGCGAGGCCUCGACCAGCGGUGCUAAAGYCUCGGCUGAGGAGGGGGCGGUGGAGCUGCUUGGCGCAGACGGUUCCUCGGCUGGUGCUAUUCUCCACGUGAAGCCCAGCAUAAUGAAGAGGAACUCCUCCUUCAGGAAGCAUUACUCCUGUCACCUCUGCAAGAGCAGGUUCACCCAGAGGAGCCUGCUGAGGGAGCAUCUCCUGCAGCACGCUCAGAACCUCCAGCCCAGUAAGGAGCUGUCGCCUGUGAUGGGAGACCCCGCCCUGUUAGCAGAGGGGGCUCUUAAGGGCAACAGAGCUGGCGGGUCCGGCCUCUCGAUCGCACCGGUGGAGAUAAUCAGUGACAGCGAGCAGACUCCCGUUUCAGGAACCAACUCUGACUCCCCGCAAGCAGAGGUGUCCACGUCCACCUGGGGCCUGGGGGGGUUGAACUCUCAGGCGGACACGCCGCCCCCGUCGGACAUCGCGGACAUCGACAACCUCGAGAACGCCGACCUGGACCGGGAGGUGAAGCGGCGCAAGUACGAGUGCUCCACCUGCGGGCGCAAGUUCAUCCAGAAGAGCCACUGGCGCGAGCACAUGUACAUCCACACGGGGAAACCCUUCAAAUGCAGCGCGUGCGGGAAGAGCUUCUGCCGCGCCAACCAGGCGGCCCGCCACGUCUGCCUGAACCAGGGGGCCGACUCGUACACCAUGGUGGACCGCCAGAGCAUGGAGCUGUGCGCCGCCGGCGACGACAGCAGCCAGAUGGAGGCCAUGUUCUUGGGCUCCUCGAAGCCGUACAAGUGUAACAUUUGUGCGACGACCUUCUCCAGUCCCAGCGAGGUGAUCAAACACCUGUGCUUCUCACAAGGAGGACUAGUCGGGCUKCAAGGAAACACGGUGCCGCAGCGGGAGGAAUUUUCCAAAGAUGAAGGCUCGGAUUUGUCCAAUUCUGGCACCCCGCUAGAACCAAUAAAAACUGAGGAUAUUCUUGUGGAAUAGUGCCAGAACUGUAUUUGUCCUUUUUAACGCGUUGUCUAAAUUAUGGUCUGGAGGUAAGCUAAAGACAAAAUUUAUCAAGGCAGAGAUUCUCAGUCUACCUAAACUUUGAAGUGCUUUAAACUUUUUAGGCCCUCUGAGUGCUAAAUUUUCUCUUUCUAUACAAUCAGAAGAAAAAUCAAUUACACUGACUUUAUUGCAGGCUAUAAAUAUUAAUGAUGAACCCACCCUUUAUGCUCUCAACUCAUCAGGCUAAACCAGACAAAGUAUACAUGCUGCAGCUGCACGUGCAAGCUUUCAGUACAAAAGGAAAGAGGAAGCUGAGGUGGGUCAAGAGGAAACAAUAUGUUGUGAGAUGAGCUGGCUGCAUCUGUGAGGCGACAGAAUUGCAAAAAUAUUGUAACCGAAGAGAAACAAAAGGCUGAUUCAACACACGAGGUGCAGAAAAACUGUAGCCAUAAGCACAAAAACACGAGACAAUCUGCUCUCUAAUGUAAGGAAAAGGUAAAUAUGCAUCAAAGUACAUUUUGUCUUCCAUUAGUCUCCUGGUUGUGGUUUCAGCUCAGCGGAACGUUUUGUAAAGUAGGAACUAUUUACUGCACCUUUCUCAGCAGCUAUGUAGUUUUAUUUGUUUUUCUGUCGCAUUUGGUCAAGAGCUACUUAAAAGGUGUGCAUUUUCUACAGUUGUGCCACAUUUAAAAAAAAUCUUUUUAAUUUACCUAAUUAUUUUUAAAWUUUUGUGUGUUUCUAUAUUGUAUAACUCCGGUUACUAAUGAUCCAUCCAGUCACACCCUCCAUAUGAGGUUGACCUGUAAAAUAUAAAUCAUAUGUUGUUUUUGUUGUGUUUUUGUUUGAUUUUUCUUUACUUUGUUUUUCUAAUUUUAUACACAGGGCUAUAUUCAUAAGAAAGAUGUUAUACUUCAAAGAUGUAAAGAUUUUAGUGCAUUUAAUAAUUUUUAAAAAAUAGCUUUGGUCACUAAUCUGAACGUGUUAGAGCUGGGAGUGUUGAACCUGUCCAARUAAAGCUGAUAUUUUAA